Aureobasidium subglaciale EXF-2481 is the source of this 773-nucleotide messenger RNA. RefSeq lists its product as uncharacterized. Lineage: Eukaryota; Fungi; Ascomycota; Dothideomycetes; Dothideales; Saccotheciaceae. The record is from RefSeq and is a predicted model, not a curated record. The coding region runs from base 51 to 659 and encodes 202 amino acids. The transcript has 2 exons.
CUCUACUUCACGUUUCCUGUACUACAUCAUCCCACUUUUAACAAUCCACCAUGUACGGCAGUCUGAGCUUCCUCGCUCUGAUCGUUGCAACCAUCGUGCAAGCUCAAAGCUCAGUUGAACAACUGACCUUGUCCUUCGCAGCAGAUGACUAUCUGGCCAACGUGACUUUCGAGACCCUAGUCGCGCCUGUCGACAUCACCUGCUUCAAUCUUGCCGACAUUUUUGCUGUGGACGGAAACAACACCAGCAAUACAGCAGACUAUACCGUCCUCGGCGAGGCGAAGUUCGAUGCGCGAAUCAACUACACGUCCGUCUGGUAUCAACAACUGAACACGAGCAUCAAUGGCAAUUCUAAAGGUGUUGGCGAUGGCAAGGAAGCCGCCAGAGUUGUUGAGGUCUUCCCCGGAAAGAACUGUCGAGAGAUCAAUGGUUCGCCAUGGUACGGAUUUGGCUGUCAAAGUCGUGGUGGUGAGCGCUACGAAAUCCCUGGUGGUAUCCAGAGCUUCUCUCUCGUCCGUAGAGCCAACUCUGUCAUGCAGAGCAAGUGUUGGGAGAAGGCCGAGUAUGGUGAGCAGGGCGCCGCUUCAACAAUGUUCAAGGGCUGCUUCACGGCAAUGAUGGCUGCUGUGUUGGUCAGUGUUCUCUUGAUAGUUGGUUAGAUAGGCAGGCACUGGGUUCCGCAAGCUCCACUAGAUUGGACCGAGGCUAUAAAAGGUGGAACACAUUCUAACACAUCGAUUAUCGACGCUGGUCUGUCGCGCUCGCUAUUCAGG